Molecule: messenger RNA, 519 nt
Organism: Gaeumannomyces tritici R3-111a-1
Lineage: Eukaryota; Fungi; Ascomycota; Sordariomycetes; Magnaporthales; Magnaporthaceae
Exons: 2
Coding region: 1-519 (172 amino acids)
Source: RefSeq, a predicted model, not a curated record
AUGCUCGAGCGGUCCCAGAUGUCUCCCGGGCGCAUGUGCCAUGCAGGCCUGAGGACGGCGGCGCAACCGCCCGAGACAGGCACGCCAGAGAGCCCACAGCGGACCCAGCAGGCGGACCAUCCAUGGCGAUACCCCCGUAGCUCCCCCAUUGUCGCACCCGUCAAGUUGGACAACGCCGACGCUGCGGUGCCUGGACUCCCAAGCCUCGAGGCUUUUUCCUGGUAUUCGUCUGGUCUCCCUUCGGGCUCUCCUUCUCCUGAACUCCUGAACAGAACACGCAGCCUGUCAACACCUGUCAACAUGAACGAUUCUGUCGGCUCCACACCCAGUCGCCUCUUGUUCCACAAUCCAGGGCCGCAGCAAACGAGACAGACGCGAUCGAACUGGCAAUUGGAAACGGCCAAUGGAAGCAGAACGCCCCCCGAGACCGACCUGUGCUGCGCUAGGGCCGGUCUGCUCACGCUGAUCCCUCGGCGCCGCACGCACUGUGACUCCCUGUUGUCCAACUCGAAAUCCUAG